This is a messenger RNA of Guyanagaster necrorhizus, 1418 nucleotides long. RefSeq lists its product as uncharacterized. The transcript is spliced from 14 exons. Lineage: Eukaryota; Fungi; Basidiomycota; Agaricomycetes; Agaricales; Physalacriaceae. The record is from RefSeq and is a predicted model, not a curated record. Gene Ontology annotation, molecular function: heme binding; oxidoreductase activity. The annotation marks the transcript as partial.
CAAUGCUCAUCAUGGGUUUUACCCUGCAACAGGUUGCAGAACACAGCACAGCUAGUUCCUGUUGGGUCAUCAUAAAGGACCGCGUAUACGACGUUACAGAUUUCCUUUCGGAACAUCCGGGAGGUGCCCAAAUUAUACUAAAAUAUGCCGGAAAGGAUGCUACAUUAGCCUACGAGCCGAUUCACCCACCCGAUGCACUGGAGAAGAAUCUCCCACCGUCCAAGCAUCUGGGGACUCUGAAUACUGAUGUGGCCCUUCAAAUGGAAGAACUACGAAUCCACAGGAUGAAAACGAAAGACGAGCUGAGAGUAGAACAGGCUCUUAGGGAAAGACCCCCCCUCAACCAUAUAUUGAGCUUGUCCGAUAUGGAGGCUGUCGCACGACAUAUUUUAUCGUUAAAAGCGUUAUCAUACUAUUCUUCAGCUGCUGAUGACAACAUAUCUUGUGAAGAAAACGCUAUCGCAUUCAGAAGGUUCUUCUUCAAUGCUCGGGUUAUGCGGCCUGUGCUUCAUUGUGACCCUUCUACAACCAUCCUGGGCUACAAAUCAUCCAUUCCUGUCUUCGUAUCCGCAGCUGCUCUAGCCAAGCUUGGACAUCCGCUUGGUGAGAUAAACAUAACGAGAGCUGCACAUAAAGCGUCUAUCAUACAGAUGGUGUCCUCAAACGCGUCACUUUCUUACGCAGAAAUCGCUUCCGCUGCAAGCUCUUCGCAGCCCUUAUUUUUCCAGUUUUAUAAAUCUAGUGAUAAUGCCGUAGCAGAACAACGGAUUCGCGAAGUUGAAAAACUUGGUUAUAAGGCCAUUUGGUUGACCGUGGAUGCUAUUGUCGCUGGCAAAAGAGAGAUAGAUAUCAAGAGUCCUUGGGAGUUGGAAACCAUAGAGAAUGGGAAGCCAACAUACCACUCUGACCUUGAUGGUCUGGAGCUCGUCGAUGAAACAGGUACCGCAGGUGCUUUGGUUAGCAAAGAUGACCAAGAUAUGACCUGGGAAAAGACGAUCCCUUGGCUCCGAAGCCUCACCAAGUUACCAAUUGUCAUCAAAGGUAUACAAUCUGUAGAGGAUGCCAUAUUGGCGGCGGAUGCUGGCGUGGACGGUAUUCUUUUAUCGAAUCAUGGUGAAGUUCUGUAUAGACUUCGGCAACACCGACCCGACGUUUUCGACAAGUUAGAAGUUUAUAUUGAUGGUGGCAUUCAACGUGGUACUGACGUUGUAAAGGCCCUUUGCCUUGGUGCGAAGGCUGUUGGCAUGGGACGUCCGUUUCUCUAUGCUCAAAGCGCUUAUGGUGAGAUUGGUGUCUUGAAGAUUCUAAAGAUCCUAGAAAAAGAAAUCGUGACGGCAAUGAAACUUGUUGGUGCAGCUAGCGUCAAAGAUUUGACACCAGACUUGGUGAGUGCCUUGGUUUGGGAUACCAAACAAUGA